Microdochium trichocladiopsis is the source of this 834-nucleotide messenger RNA. RefSeq lists its product as uncharacterized. The transcript has a single exon. The record is from RefSeq and is a predicted model, not a curated record. NCBI's taxonomy places the organism in Eukaryota, Fungi, Ascomycota, Sordariomycetes, Xylariales, Microdochiaceae. The coding region runs from base 1 to 834 and encodes 277 amino acids.
AUGGUCCCGUCGAAGAAGAGGAGGCGUCAAGACGGCGACAACGACUCACCCAGCAUCGCCACAGACGCCGCGCCUGGCAGCUCGUCACAGGCCGUCCUUUCCCAAGGCUUGGAUGGCACGCAGGCCCAUCAGCCGUCGCCUUUGCAUCUCGGCUUGAAUCACGACGACCUCGGUUACUCCUCACCGUCAUGGGCCAGCAUGAACGUCCACCGCAAGAUGGCGCCGCUGCCCGCGACCAAGAAGUCUCGCCUCAUCCACGAGUGUGAAAGCCAGCCGCCGACGCCCAUCGAGCAGCAGAAUAUACACAACACCAUGAUUCGCAGCCACUCGCAACCAGUCCUAGGGUCGGCGCACGCAGUCUCGACAUCGCCCAUCCUAUCGCCACACCUUACUCCGUCCCUUGCGAGGCCAACUGAGCCUUCACGAGCCAACUCCGCGGUGAUGCUGAGCCCGUGUCACAUCUGCCACCGCAAACCGACCAAGAAAUCUGACCUCGACUCCUUCGCCGACUGCAUGGGUUGCAACCAGCGAACUUGCUAUAUCUGCAUACGUCAGUGCCAGAACUGGCUCACCAAGUCGCCAGCCCAACGAACACAGGACGAUGACGGCGUGCUGAGCUCGUCAUUUACCAUGAAGGAUGCCGACGACCCGGAGAACGAGGAUACACGGCCAAACCAACCAGACACCAGAGGCGGGGGCCGCGAGAACCGCCAUGCAAGCUCGUGGCGCGCUCGUGGCCAUAGGGACGUCAUCUGCAGUCGCUGUUGCGUCGAGCGUGGCAGCGAAGGCGAGGUCGUGUGCCUGGGCUGUCUGUCGAGGAUAGAGGGUGCUUGA